Molecule: messenger RNA, 1557 nt
Organism: Talaromyces atroroseus
Lineage: Eukaryota; Fungi; Ascomycota; Eurotiomycetes; Eurotiales; Trichocomaceae
Exons: 3
Coding region: 1-1557 (518 amino acids)
Source: RefSeq, a predicted model, not a curated record
AUGGGUAUUGUUUCGAAAUUGGCGUCCUCCACCAUUGGCUUCACCUCCGAAGCUAUCCACGCUGCCCGCAACAGCUCAUCCAAAAGGCGCUCUGUGUCUUCUUCCUCCCCUUCUCUCGCGGGCACCGAGCACAUCGUCGUUGUUGACGGGAAAUCCGGUCAGACACAGAGCAAAGACGCCGAAACGGGAUAUGAGGAUGGCUCUCCCUCCGAGGAGCUGGAGCGCGGCGUCGAUCAAGAUGAAGCAGCUUGGGAGCUUGACGAGGCGGCGCGCAAUGCGAGAUUGCCGACAUAUGAAGAAGCGGAAUAUAUGCAAUUAGGCACUGAAGAUACUGAAGCUGAGAAGGUGCGGAAGAAGGAAGCCAUGGUGCGUGCGCUGGUUAGAAAGGCAGGCCCAGUGAGCGUUGUGCAGCAGAUUCCUUGUCCGGUGAUUAUUCCUCAGCGCAGACCCAGAUUCAAGGAUCGCGGCUUUGUGCGUGCAUAUGCGCCAGUGUUAGCCGAUAGUGGUAUCAGUCAGGACGUGUUUUUGGAAUUUCUGGAGGUUUUUGACAAAGCGAGUGAGGCCGACGCCUGGCUCGACGUGAUCUAUGUCGCCUCUGGUAUUGUGAGCUUCGCCCCCGAGCUCAUAGCCAGUAUCACGGGCUCAAUCAUCCAAACCGUGGCAGGAACCGCCCGAGAACUACAAACGCGUCGCCGCAGAAACAACUUCCUUGACCGUGUGAACCAAGAACUAUUCAUGCCACGCGGGUUGUUUGCCAUGGUGAUGGCAUUCAAAGAUGAGAUCCCCCCGGAGAAGAACGGGGUGAGAAAAAUAACCACGGCCUUUGGACAAAUAAUGCUUAUCAUGCCCGAGAAGCUCGAUAUCGCAAACGACAGACUCGGUAUCGAUGAUGCAGUCGCAAAAUAUAGCAACCCCGACCCAGAAAUGUCCAAGGCCAAAAAGCGCUAUCAAGACUACAGACUCACGAGCGGUGAAACACACGGACAGAUGCAGUUACCUGAUGCUGCGCCGCUGGUAUAUCCUGAUUUGGAUCGGAUUGCAGCCCAGGCAGGCGAGGGGAAAGCGCAAGGGGCUAAGAAGGCUGGGGAUUGGGUGGCCGACUAUAUGGAUAGAAGAAUGCAGGCAUUGUUUGAAGCCAAGCACCCAGGGUCCGCUCUAGCUGUGCCCGCGUCAGAGCGAAAAGCCUUUGUUUCACGCUACAACGACCCCAAUCACGCGGCGAACAGCGGAUCGCUUACUGCAGUCCUCACCGGCGGCAAGGUUGGCCACCACAGCCUGGCUGAUCGGUUUGUGCAAGUAUCGGAUGCCAUCAAGAAAUCCAGGAAUGGCGGCGAGCUCCCCGAUCCGGAGCGUGUGAGGGGCGCGAGGCGUGCGCGCAUGAAGGAGAAGAAGUCGGCCUUUCUCAAGAGGACGUUUGUGCAGGAUGUGCUGUAUUUGCUGAUUGUCAACCUUCCUGGCGAGGACCAGGUGCAGCAAUCGGUUGCUGAGUUGGAGCAAGUGUUGCGACAGGCUAAGCAAGAGCCGCCACCUGGAGAGUUGUCGUCGGAGUCUGCCUAG